AUGUAUUAUUUUCAAAGGGAAGACUCAUCUCCAGGCCUGCCUCUUGAUAUUAGCUGUUUUGCAGUUCUAAAGCGUGCAUAUGGUCACCUUAUGGAAGACAAUAUGCAGCUUGGAAUCAAUCACAUCGACAAGCUGGAUUUCCUCGAAGCACACCCAAAAGCUUGUGUAAAAGCCUUUAAAUCGGAGAAUAUCAAAAAUGGCUUUGCGGCAACUGGAUUAGUGCCAUUUCAACGAGAUUGGGUCCUUCUACAGCUCAAUAUACAGCUGAAGACCCCUACACCACCUGGGAGCCGUGCUGGCACUAUACCAACCAAUUGGGUGCCAGAGACGCCUCAUAAUAUUAUUGAAUUACAGCAUCAGGCAGCUACAAUCAAGGCCUUACUAAAUCAGCGUAUGCAGAGCCCUCCGAGCCCUAUCAAUGUGGCUUUGAAUCAGCUUAUCAAGGGCUGUCAAUUAGCUAUGAAUAGUGCUGUCAUUCUUGCAAAGGAAAAUCAUGAUCUACAGGCUGCAAAUGAGAAGCAGAAGCAGAAGCGCAAACGAUCGACCAAUCAAAUAUCCCAUGAAGGAGGUCUUACAGUCCAAGAAGCUCAGGAUCUUAUACAGAGUCAAAUUCCGGAUCAGAAUCAGAUGGCAGAGGGUGUGGCCGCACCGGCCGCGGAGGCGGCUUCGGCACCUCGUACACGCGCGCCGCCAAAGUGUACUAACUGUAGAACUAUUGGGCAUAUACGGACUCGAUGCCCUAAUCGCUCUAAUUCAUAA
Rasamsonia emersonii CBS 393.64 is the source of this 759-nucleotide messenger RNA. Its product is annotated as Transposase Tan1. The record is from RefSeq and is a predicted model, not a curated record. The transcript is spliced from 2 exons. The coding region runs from base 1 to 759 and encodes 252 amino acids. Gene Ontology annotation, molecular function: nucleic acid binding; zinc ion binding. NCBI's taxonomy places the organism in Eukaryota, Fungi, Ascomycota, Eurotiomycetes, Eurotiales, Trichocomaceae.